Molecule: messenger RNA, 5565 nt
Organism: Mucor velutinosus
Lineage: Eukaryota; Fungi; Mucoromycota; Mucoromycetes; Mucorales; Mucoraceae
Exons: 2
Coding region: 1-5565 (1854 amino acids)
Biological process (GO): DNA integration
Molecular function (GO): zinc ion binding; nucleic acid binding
Source: RefSeq, a predicted model, not a curated record
AUGGCUGAAGACAAUCAACAACAACAAAUACCACCCAACUAUGUUCAAUUCAUGGAACAAAACCAACACAUGCUCACCAACAUGAUGACUGCCUUCAUUCAGGCACAAAAUCAAGCACCUGCUGUCAAGUUGCCAACACCACCUACAUACAGUGGCACUCGCAAUGCAAGUGAAAUUGAUGCCUGGAUUCGUUUGAUUGACAAACAAAAGCUGCACAACAGCUGGAAUGAAGAACGCACCUACAAUUUUGCCUCUUCUUUGCUAUCUGGACGUGCUGCCACUAUUGUUGCCCAUUAUGAAGAUCCCGACAGUAAUCUUACCACACCUACAACGUGGAUGGAGCUGAAGGACAUUUUGAUUAGCAAUUUCCGUCCCACCAACGAUCAAGAUUUGGCCCGUGAUGUUUUGGUCACCAUUCGCCAAACCAGUUCAAUUCGGGAUUAUGUGGAUCGUUUUAUGGAUGCUGUCAUUCCCAUCAAGGAUAUUAGUGAACGUGAGCAAUGUGAUCGUUUCAUGAGAGGUUUAAAGGACAAGGAAUUGAUUGCCAAAAUUCGCGCCAUGCCUAUUGAAUCACGUACGUUGGAGAAGCUGUUCUCUGAUGCUCUGGCUCAUGAAUUCGCCCACCAUCCGGAGAUCAGUGCUGGUGUUCAGACAAACACUAGAUACAAUAACAACAACGGUGAUGUACAGCCUAUGGACCUAGAUGCCAUCAUGCAUCGUAACAACGACAACAACAGUAACAGCUACAGCAACAACAACAACAGAAACAGAAAUAACAACAGGAGAAACAGCAAUAAUCGCGGCCGUAAUAGGUAUGAUCCCAGCCUCACAUGUUUUCACUGCAAGAAAGUUGGACAUACCACCAAGAAUUGCCUCUCCCGUGCCACUGAAAUUAUGCAUGCAUUUGACAAGUUGGAUCUGGACACUAGACGCAAGCUUUUCAAGAAUGUUGGUGUUUUGAACUGUAUUUUGGAUGUUGAAUACAGAGAAGAGGAUAACCAUGGUUGUGAUUGCAACCAAUGUCAAAGUAGUAAUAAAGCUAGUGGUUCCUCUUACCUGUUGUCCCUGUGUGAUAAAAUUGCGGUUGAGAAAAGAAACGCACAGAUGGAUGAAUUGAAUCAAGUCAUUGCCAUGAUGGAUUCCUCUGUUGCGUCUUCUCCUGCUUUGGUUUCUGUGCCUGUUACUACCCCGGAUAAUGUCUCUGUACCUGUGCCAGACAACAAUCCAGUGGUGAAUUUAAACCCUGUCGUUGCGAACUCAAAUACUCGUCGUCCUGUGGAAUUGUCUCCUAUCAUUCAAGAUUUGGAUACGUCAACCACCAUUGACCUCACCACUGACUCUGUGUACCUGACAAAUUUAUUGAAUGCAGCAAAUACCUCAACUCUACCUUUGUAUGGAGCAACCGUCAGACUCAACCAUUCUCUGGGUGUAGUCAAAGUCAAGUGUCUAAUUGACAAUGGUGCUAGUGAAAACUACAUCUCAGGUAGAAUUGCAAACAUGAUUGAAGGCCAUCGUAGCGUGAUCCAUGGAAGAGAGGUUGAAACUGCAGGUGGCAAUGUAUCUCCUAUUAAUGAAAAGAUUGUCUACGAUUUGAAUUUGCAAGGUCAUACAAGCCCAAUGUCAGCAUUCGUCUUUGAUACAAAGUUCGAUGUCAUUCUUGGUAGAUCCUGGCUCAAGGAACACAAGCCUGUUGCAGAUUGGUUUGAUGAUACGUGGACCUUGUCUUGUUGUGGUCCUGGUAAAACCACUAUCUCACCCACGUCGUCUUCCUGUGUGUCAAGCACACCAACUCAACAACCGCCUGAAUUAAAUUACUUGGUAUCUCAUCUUCAAGCAGAGAAAAUGUUGAAGGAGGAAGGCACAAAUGCAUGUUUCUUGUACAUGAUGGAUCAAGGAGAGAAGGAUGGCGCAAGUACUGGAAUUACUCAAGAGAAUGUGGUAUGGACAGAUCAACUGAUGAAGGAUUUUCCAACGGUUUUUCAAGACAAAUUACCUGGCCUACCACCCAACAGACAAAAUUUCUCACAUGUGAUCAACGUUCCUGAAGGUGUCAAUCCCAUCAACAGACCUCCUUUUCGUAUGAGUCCAGCUGAACUUGAUGAAUUGCAGCGUCAACUGACCGAACUGCAAUCUCUGGGCCUCAUUCGACCAUCGUCGUCACCAUGGGGUGCUCCGGUAUUAUUCGUCAAGAAGAAAAAUGGUGAAAUGCGAAUGUGCAUUGACUACCGCGCUCUGAACAAGGUCACUAUUCGCAACUCUACCCCUUUGCCUCGCAUUGAUGAAUGCCUGGAUCGUUUGCAAGGCGCUUCGUGGUUCACUUGCCUGGAUCUUCGUUCCGGCUACCACCAAAUUAGGCUAAAAGACUCUGAUAUCCCACUUACUGGAUUUAAUACCCGAUAUGGUAAAUGGGAAUGGCUCGUGCUGCCUUUCGGACUUUCAAAUGCUCCACCCAGUUACCAAACUUGGAUGAACGGAGUUUUAAAAGAUUGCAUUGACAGAUUCGCUUUGGUUUACUUGGACGACUGUUGCAUCUUUAGCAAGACAUUAGAAGACCAUAUCAAGCAUGUUCGUCAAGUACUCUCCAUCUUUGAAAAGGAAGGGCUCAUUGUCAACUUGAAGAAAUGUGAAUUCGGUAAGCGUGAGCUAGAAUUUCUGGGUUUCAAGGUCUCCGCGAAUGGUAUUUUACCAUCGUCAUCGAAAGUGAAAGCUAUCCAAGACUGGCCAAGACCUACUAAUGUGCAAGAGGUGCGUCAAUUUGUUGGAUUAGCACAGCAUUAUCGCCGUUUCUGCCCGAACUUCUCUUCUGUGGCUGCUCCUCUUACUGAAUUGACUCAUGGUAAUGGUGCUAAGAAACGUGCUAUUGUCUGGAAUGAUCAAUGUGAAGUUAGUUUCAAAGCUAUCAAACAAAUGCUAACAUCAUCUCCUUUAUUGAAACUACCUGAUAUGAGCAAGCCAUACCGCAUUGAAACCGAUGCAAGUGACUUUGGAGUAGGCGCCGUGCUUUUACAGGAGGAUCCUGAUUCUUCUACUUGGUUGCCAAUUGCGUAUGAAUCCAAGAAAUUAUCUCAAGCUGAACAAAAAUUGCCUGCCCAGGAACGUGAACUAAUUGCUAUCAUCCAUGCUUUGAGAACAUGGCGAUGUUUUGUGGACGGUUGUCAAGGUGGUUAUACUGUGUAUAGUGAUCACAAGCCUCUGAUCUACUUCAAGUCUCAACUGAACCCAACACCUCGUCUUGUUCGUUGGAUUGCAGAUUAUGAGGCAUUCUCGCCAAAUAUUGAGUACAAAGCUGGAAAAGACAACGAAGUGGCGGAUGCUCUCUCAAGAAAACCAGAUUUACUUGUGGAAAAUGGAGAGAAUAUACCUUCGUUGGCACCUGAAUACUUAUAUGCUGCUUGGGAUCAGUUGUCUGAUACUAUCAAGACUGAUUGGCCUAUUCUGUAUGUCGACAAGAACUACGAAAAAAUGAAAUCAGAUGCAUUGCGAAAACGCAUGGAAAAGGAGGAGGAUCAGUUUGUGGUACGCCAAAGAACAGUGUAUCGACUAGUCAAGAUGGAGGAUGGAAGCAUAAAGCAAGUCAAAUUUAUUCCGUUCUCGGAUCGUGCUGAUUUGGUUUUCAAGUAUCAUGAAGCUUUUGGCCAUGCUGGUAUCAAGACUAUGCUAAAAAUGUUCACUGAAAGGUACUGGUGGCCAGGUUUGCGAAAGGAUAUUCAAGACUGGCUGAAAACUUGUACUGCUUGUCAGCUGAAUAGUCGCCGUGAUCAGGUUCAUCAAGAUGUCAUGCAUCCUCUGCAAAUACCUCAAGCUUUUGAUCGUUGGCAUUUGGAUUUUGUGGGUGAAUUGCCUACAACUGGAAACGGAAACAAAUGGUUGUUGACGGCUGUGGAUUACCUCACAAACUGGCCUAUUGCAAGAUCAGUACCAGUAGCAUCUAUGGAAGCGGUAGCGGAUUUUAUCUAUGAGGAGAUUGUCAUGCGAUUUGGUUGUCCCUCUGAAAUUGUGACGGAUCGAGGUGCCAAUUUUACUAGUGGUCUUGUAACAGCUUACACCAAACGUGUUGGAAUAAAUCACAAGCUCACCUCGGCAUUUCACCCGCGCACCAACUCCAAGGUAGAGCGAUACAAUGGCGUGAUCAAGCAAAUGCUUCGUAAGUAUGUCAAUGGUGCUAUUCAUCGCUGGGAUGACUUUGUGAAUGCGGCUUUGUGGGCAAGUCGAAUUCGAGUGCACUCAACAACAGGCUUUUCCCCUUAUUACUUCGUGUAUGGACGUGAACCUAGACUGCCUGGAGAUGUUUUGAGACCCUAUAUCACCAAGGAAAUGCUGUUGGACAAACGAACGGUAGCUGACCUAACCUCGCGUGAACUAGAACUACUUGGUCAACAUCGUGCUGCUGCUGAAUUUCGUUUGAAAGCCAUGAGCGAAGCGGACAAGAAGCGUUGGGAUGCCAAGAUUAAACCCACGCACUUCGAAAUGGGUGAUAUGGUUAUACUGACUCAUGAAGGCAAAUUUGGCCUAGAACCUCGCUACAAAGGACCCUACAUUGUGACAAAGGUGUUCCCUGAUUUUGGUACUUAUCAACUGGAAACUAUUGCUGGUGAACCAUUACAAUAUCGUCGUGCUGUUCGUGAAGCCGAUUCUCUUCGUAUGGCCUCAAAUACUAGUUCCACUGACCCCAAUGGUACCACUGCUACUUCCUCUUCACCAUCACCUUCGAUUUUCUCAUCAAACCCAAGUCUAAAUCAACCUCAAGAUGAUUUUAUCGACAUGCCAAUUUCUGAUCAGAGCACGCCAAACAACAGCUCCACUACACAACCUACUACCACUAAUAAACCGCCAACUCACUCUCAAUAUCAUCACAUACUUACACAACAAAUAUCAGAUGAGGAUAGCUCUCUACAUGGGAGUAGUGUGAUGGAUGAAACAGAGGACAACGAACGUGGAUUGGGUCAAAUCAUGGAUGGAUACGACUUUUUGUCAUCUACUGAUAGCGAUAUUGAAGACACAGAUCAACCACCAACACUAUCCCCACCACAUACCAUGUCUCCACCACCAUCUCCUUCUACAGAAUCGUCUUAUUUGUCAUCUCAGUCUACAGUAUCGAAUAUAAGUAGUGGUGAUGCAGCAAUAAUCAAUGAAACAGUCAGUGUUGAUACAGAUCUUGAACUGGAUGAGCGUGUAUCAGAGCCAGAAAACACAGAAAUGGUGCCAGGUCUUCGAAAUGAACCUCAUGUUGUUUCUCCUGCCAGCCCACCUUCCGUUAUUCAAGCUACUCCAGAACCUGAUUCCACUACUACUGUGAAUUUUUCCCUCCUGCUGCUACAAACCAAACUCCCAUUGCUCUUACUUCUCGUCCUGGGCCACCAAAAAGUACUUUUGUCUUCAAAACUCCUGCCAUUCCAAAGAUCCACACGCAAAAUGAGACCACCCAACCUGCAAAAAUCGUCGAUCUCUCUUCUCAUAUGCCAAACACUGCCACUGGUUCAUCAAGUUCAAGUGAUGUUCAGGGUCGAACAUUUGUCUCGAAGGGGGGUGAUGUCAGGGUUGAAGGGUAUUCUGACAGUGAUUUAG